GCCGGCCGCUUGCUGAUUGCUUGCCGCUUGCUGAUUCGCCGCUUGCUGUCCGGGCCAGCCCCCACAAGCGCUGCUGUGGGUCCGGUCUUGUCAGCCCUGUCCUUGGGCGGCCGCGUGCUAAACCGCCUCUCUUUUUUUUCUGCGACAGGCCAGGGCUCGUCCAUGCCCGUGCUGGCAUCAUCGCGACAUAUAAAUACCAUCGGCCUCCCCGUCCAUCGGGAUCCAUCAUCAGUUCGAUCACGAGCAUCUCCUCCCUGCCUUCUCAGUCAAGUCAUCCAGGAGAAACCAUGAGCAAGGAAAGAGCUACCCAGGUCCGCGCCAAGGCCUUUGCCCAUCUCGACGAAGCCAAGCUCGGCUGGUUCCACUUGCGCGCUGUGCUCGUCUCCGGUGUCGGUUUCUACACCGACUCGUACGACAACUUUGUCAUCAACCUGGCCCUGCCCAUGCUCUACCAUGUGUACUUCCCCAAGUCGCCUGAUAUGCAGACUCCCUCCAACUUUGUGAAGGACUACCCUCACUACGACGCUUGGAUGAAGGCCUGCACCUCCUACGGUAACCUCAUCGGCCAGUUUGGCUUCGGUUACCUCGGCGACAAGCUCGGCCGCAAGAACAUGUACGGUGUCGAGCUCAUGAUCAUGAUUGUCUGCACCAUCGGCUCGGCCUUCUCGGCCAGCGCUAUCCGCGGCGCCAACAUCCUCCAGACCCUGGCCGUCUGGCGCUUCUUCCUCGGCAUCGGUAUUGGCGGUGACUAUCCUCUCUCGGCCAUCAUCACCUCCGAGUUUGCCAACGUCAAGUGGCGCGGCACCAUGAUCGCCGCCGUCUUUGCCAUGCAGGGAAUCGGAAUCCUCACCGGCGGCCUCGUCACCCUCGCCACCCUCGCCGCCCUCCAGAACAGCAUCCGCUCCGACCCGGCCUAUCUCGACCUCGUCUGGCGCAUCAUCCUGGCCUUUGGUGUGAUCCCUGCGAUGGGUGCCGUGUACUUCCGUCUGACCAUCCCCGAGACCCCCCGCUACACCGUCGAUGUCAUUGGCUCUGUCGACCAGGCCGAGCGCGAUGUCGAGAAGGUCAUGGCCCUCAACGCCACCCGCGAUGUGUCGUCCAACUGGGUCGGCGAGGAGGUCGCCAACGGCACCCGUGCCAACGUCAAGAAGGGAGGAUUCUGGGCGCACUUUGGCCAGUGGAAGAACGGCAAGAUCCUGUUUGGCUGUGCCUUCACCUGGUUUGCGCUCGAUGUCGCCUGGUAUGGUCUCUCGCUCAACGCCAGCACGAUCCUGACGCUGAUCAACUGGAACGGCUCCAACUCGCUCCCUCCGUACGACAACUACUGGCAAAAGACCGUCGGCCAGGUCAUCAUUGCAUGCAUGGGCACUGUUCCUGGAUACUGGGUCUGUGUCGCCCUGAUCGACCGCAUGGGCCGCAAGCCCAUCCAGUACCUCGGCUUUGCUGUCAUCACCGUCUGCCUCCUGAUCCUCGCCAUUGCCUGGGACACCAUCAAGAACAACACUGUCGCCUUCUGCGUUGUCUUCACGAUCGCCCAGUUCUUCUUCCAGUUCGGCCCCAACACCACCACCUUUGUUGUUCCUGGUGAGGUCUUCCCGACCCGCUUCCGCUCCACCGCCCACGGCAUGUCUGCUGGCUUUGGUAAGCUCGGUGCCAUCAUCGGUGUCGAGGCUGUCGGUCCCUUCUUCAGCCAGAACCCCAAGAUUGUCCUCUACGUCUUCACCGUUGUCAUGGCCCUCGGCGGUGUUGCCACCUACUUCAUCCCCGAGACCAUGGGCAAGACCCUCGAGGAGCUCUCUGGCGAAGACGAUGCCUUCGAGAGCGACGCCUAAACGUUUGGUCUUGUGUUGGUUGUCCAGUCUUGCCGAGCCCCCCUUUCUCCUUGCAGCUUGGACUGUCCCACAGCUGCCUGCCCCCUCUGUCUCAGCGCCUUCAUGGAUAACUCUCUCCUCCUGUACACCACCGUGCUCUUCCACCCACCCAUUCCUUUGUCAAUCUCCUUUUCCUCCACACUUGUCCCUAUAGACCUUGAGCCCCUGUCCAAUUCUUUUCCCUCAUCAACCGGCCAAAGAAAAAACUUCGCCUCUGGGGCCGGCCUGGCCAUCGCUCGUCGUCUGUCCUGGCUGAUCUCUUAGGUUGUUGUUUGCCGCUCAUUUGUUUUAAAAUUCAAUCCAAAUACAUCAUUUUUGAGUUGUA
This is a messenger RNA of Polychytrium aggregatum, 2196 nucleotides long. Its product is annotated as major facilitator superfamily domain-containing protein. The coding region runs from base 288 to 1832 and encodes 514 amino acids. NCBI's taxonomy places the organism in Eukaryota, Fungi, Chytridiomycota, Chytridiomycetes, Polychytriales. Gene Ontology annotation, molecular function: transmembrane transporter activity. The transcript has a single exon. The record is from RefSeq and is a predicted model, not a curated record. Gene Ontology annotation, biological process: transmembrane transport. Gene Ontology annotation, cellular component: membrane.